Molecule: messenger RNA, 1106 nt
Organism: Salmo salar (Atlantic salmon)
Lineage: Eukaryota; Metazoa; Chordata; Actinopteri; Salmoniformes; Salmonidae
Source: RefSeq, a predicted model, not a curated record
UCCUGCCAGACUGACUCUCCCAGGCUCGUCCCUAGUUACCACAGCCACAAAGUCAUGAACCCCGCCUAUUUCUACAGUUGCUCUUAAAUUGGUUAUUUUAAACAUCACCACACUGCAAACGUUAUGCCGAACCCUAACCUUAAAUUAAGGCCAAAAAGCUAUUUUUAGUUUUCAUGCAGUUUUACAAUAUUGACAAUUUGAACUUUGUGGCUGGGGUAACUAUAGUGAAACCCCUCUCCCAGGCGCGUCGCCAACGGAACAUCAGAGCUGAGGACUGGCGUCUCCUGGUAGUAAAUCUAUCAGGUCUCCACCACAUCAAGUCCAAAAGAGGGGGACUAAAGGAAAUAAAGAGGCAAUAAAGAGGAAAGGGUCUCCCUUGCAGGAAGAAGGAAUCUCCCAUCGUUUUAAACCUGGUUCCAUUACCAGAGCGAGGACACACGCGGGUUAAGCGUUUUACCGAGACGGAUUAAUAAAACGCCAGACGGAUGUUCGCGAGGAGGGGUGGUCCGCUCUGAAGUUGGAGACUACUGCCUACCGAAUACGGAGAGAGGAGAGAAGCGCUUUUGUUUUUCCAGUGAAGGCUAGCGCCCCCCGGCCACAGCAUGAAGCUGCCGCCUUGUUUCAUGGCGCUCGUCGCGGCGCUGCUCGCUCACUCCGCGAUGGGUCAGACCUGGGUGUCGUCUAUAGAUCAAGAAAGUUCUUCCGGAGAUGAGUUCUAUGACGAUGAAGACCUCGUCUCAGGCUCCGGAUCUGGCUUUCCAGAGAUGAAGAUCAACCCUACGGCGGUGGACAUAUCUUUCACAACGGAAGCGCCCCUCCCCUUCUCCACCACCCAGGCCACUGGCCCCGCACCCUCGGCCCCACCUGUAGCCGAGCCCAGCCCUAAACUUGACGUCCUUCCUACCCCACUACCCACUGAGGGAGAAGGGGAGAGCGGGGUAGAGUGGGAGAGAGAACAAGAGACGGAGAGGGAACAAGAGACGGAGAGGGAACAAGAGAGGGAGAGGGAACGAGAGAGGGGGAGGGUACAAGAGAAGGAGAGGGAACAAGAGAGGGAGAGGGAACAAGAGAGGGAGAGGGAACAAGAGAAGGAGAGGGAACAAGAG